This is a messenger RNA of Microplitis mediator, 10384 nucleotides long. RefSeq names its product calmodulin-binding transcription activator 2 (gene Camta). Gene Ontology annotation, cellular component: nucleus. Lineage: Eukaryota; Metazoa; Arthropoda; Insecta; Hymenoptera; Braconidae. Gene Ontology annotation, molecular function: protein binding; transcription coregulator activity; double-stranded DNA binding. The transcript has 16 exons. Gene Ontology annotation, biological process: regulation of transcription by RNA polymerase II. The record is from RefSeq and is a predicted model, not a curated record. The coding region runs from base 561 to 4430 and encodes 1289 amino acids.
UUGUGUGGGUCUCCGGUCUCUGUCUAGGGUCUCACUGGACGCGCAUGCGAGAAACUACACCGUGUAUUUAGUUGUGUGUUCUCUAUCUGUCAUGGAUUCUUAUAAUCGUCCGCGAGCGUACAUACGUGGUAAUUUAACAAUUAUCCACGUAAUUAAUACUAUUUAUAAAUUUAUUUAACUUUGUUUUAUAAUAUUAUUAUUAAUAAGUUACGUGUUGUAAAUUUAAAUGUCGGUGUUAGUUGUGUUUCUCAUAUUUAUCAAGUGUUAAAAAAUAAUAAUAAAUUAUUAAAUAUUAUUAUUAUUGUUAUUCAAAUAAUUCAAUUUGUUUAUUAAAUAAAUAAAUAUUUUAAAUAUCAACAAAAAUGAACGACAGCUCGAGCAGUGGUAGGAAAAAAUUGAUGGAGAAGGUGGGAAAUAAAAAUAAACAUUAAUCAACAAGGUUUUGGUAAAGAUCGGUGGAGUUUAAUCAGUGCGUGACCCAGGGCAGUGGGAAAACAGGGGCAUUUAUUAUUGGUAUUGGACGGAAGGAAAGCACAGGCAACCGGACAAUACAAAAGGAUAUGAGGCAAGUGGUGGUACUUGAGCCGGCUGGCAGUGUUCUGGUCAUAAGGCAAACAUCAUUGGGUCCAAGUGCCGUGACGAGUGUUACGACAACAACCAACAAUACUUCCAUUGGUGGCUGCGUUACUGCUGCCAACCAUCAUCAUCAUCAGCAUCACAAUGCCCAUGACAACCACCAUACCGUUGUGUCCAACAAUGUCACGACAGUAUCCAAUGACCAAAAUCAAAAUCGCAUCGUCGUUGUUCGUUCAUCUUCGGCUUCCUGUAUGACCACUGGGGAAAAUGGAAUUCUAGUCAACGGGAAUCUUAAUAACAAUGGAAACAUCGUUCUGAAUGGAAACAGUGUAAUAAAUGCAACAAAAUCAUCGGAUAUUGGAUCAAAUGUUAAGUCGAGUGAUCGUGGCGAUCAUCGAAAAGUUCUAGAUACGGUUUCUGUUGGUGGUAAUGGUGAUGUCAAUACGGGAAAUCGACAAAAAUCAACCAAAGAGAUAACUAUCCAUGAACAGCAACAGCAAAAGUCACAGUCUCAACAGCAAACCCACCAGCUGGGAGCCACUGGUGGAGGUGGAACUGGAGCUGCCGGUGGUACUGACGGGAAAACCGAUGGCGCGGAUACCAUUUCCGACGGGGAUCCAAUAAAGCUACCGGAAAACUUGGAGACACUACCACGUGCUGAGCACUUUCCGACCCAGAGGCACCGAUGGAACACCAACGAGGAAAUAGCUGCGAUCCUUAUCAGCUUCCAAAGACACGCGGAGUGGCAAAGUCGGGAGGUCAAGGUCCGCCCACGAAGUGGCUCUAUGUUGCUUUAUUCACGUAAGAAAGUUCGCUAUCGGCGUGAUGGAUACUGCUGGAAGAAACGUAAAGACGGCAAGACUACACGUGAAGAUCAUAUGAAAUUAAAGGUCCAAGGAGUGGAAUGUAUAUACGGUUGUUAUGUACACUCGGCAAUUUUGCCGACAUUUCAUCGUCGUUGUUACUGGCUACUUCAAAAUCCUGACGUCGUGCUGGUACAUUAUUUAAACGUACCCUAUCCAGACGGUGACGCUAAAUUGGCAGCACUACCGCCGUGCCUUGCAUUACCACCAGACAAAAAAGAAUGGACCCGUGACGAAUUGGCCUCGCAAUUGAGGCCCAUGUUCUUGGGUAGCGAUGAUGAUCCCAACAAUCCACAUUUAUCGCAGCAUAAUAAUCACCCAGUUGAUAUGAUUGUAACUCAAUUACUGGACAGACAGCGUGCAUCAACGACCACGUCAACGACUGGAGCGCAAUUGGCUCCACGACGAUUAACACCAGACAAUCAGGAUGAGAUGUCGCUGUUGACCUUGCUGCAGGUAACCUCGACGACUGGAGGCCAGCAGCCCUCGUCUACGGCGUCAACAGCGCCUCGCAUAUACUCAAGACAUUCCCACUCGACCCAGAGUCAACAGCCAGCACCUCUAGUUUUAAGUCUCCAACAAAUACAGGGUGGCGGUGGACUUUUGAUACUCAACAGCCAGCCAUAUCAUCAACAGCCACAGCAACAGCAACCGCAGCAGCAACAACAAACUCAGCAGUCUCAGCAGGUUGAAAUGCAGACUGUCAGCGAACAGACUUUGGUACAGCAACAGCAGACGAGUGUUGAUCGCGAACAGCAGACACAGCAGCAGGAUUUAGAUACCAAAGACUCGAUCGAGCUCACAACACAUCAGACAAUCAGUGCGUCUGGCAACAGCGGCAUGACGGACUUCGUUGAGACCCUGGACUUGAGUCAGGAAGACAUUCAGCGAACGCUUUCAGCAAAUAUGAUACCUCCUUCCCCAUCUCCGUCGCCAGCUGACAAUCAUAUCAUCAAUCCCAUGGACUUUAUCGACUCGUCUGAUGAUGUACUCGUAAAUCUUGAUGCUUUCGAUGUAUUCGGCGAUCUUCCUGAGCUCCAUGACUUUGAGACUGAGCACAAGGCGGAAGUGGACAGAACCGGUUCACAAUCUGACAGUGCUUGUCAUCCUGGAGCUACCGUCCAUAUUGCCGAGUAUAGUCCGGAAUGGAGUUACACCGAAGGUGGAGUCAAGGUACUAGUAGCUGGACCGUGGACAGGUGGUAGUGGUUCACAAUCGUAUUCCGUUCUAUUUGACGCUGAGCCAGUUGAAGCGUGUCUGGUACAGCCCGGUGUAUUACGUUGUCGUUGUCCAGCUCACGCCCCCGGUAUCGCGUCACUACAAGUGGCUUGUGAUGGAUUUGUCGUGUCUGACAGCGUUGCAUUUGAAUAUCGACGUGCGCCCACAACAGAGCCAAGUCCAGAAAAGGCAUUACUAGAUCGAUUGGCGGACGUCGAAUCACGUUUACAAGGACCAGGUCCACCCUCACCCGCAGUACAUCUCGAAGAGCGUCUCGUUACUUACUGUCAGGACGCAGUUGUCCGUCCAUGGCGAGCUGGUGCCGAACCUCUGCAAUCCGGUGGACCAACUCUACUACAUCUUGCUGCCGGUUUAGGUUAUUCGCGUUUAGCUUGCGCUCUUCUUCAUUGGCGGUCAGAAAAUCCUAGCAGUGUUUUAGAUGCAGAGGUCGACGCUUUGAGACAAGACGCUGCGGGCUUGACACCUCUCGCUUGGGCUUGUGCCGCUGGACAUGCUGAUACUGCACGUAUUCUUUAUCGGUGGAACGCGAUGGCUCUACGCGUGAGAGAUUGUCAGAACCGAAGUGCAACAGAUCUGGCUACAGAGAAUGGUCAUACGGAUAUUGCCAAGGAGUUGAAUCGAUUGGAAGCACGGAGACAAGAUGAGAGGCUCUUCUUACGACCGGCGAGUCCUAGCCCGAGACGUCCCUCACAAGACAGCGGUCUCGAUUUAACCUUGUGUGCUUCUCCGCUACUGGACAGGAUGGAAUUAUUGCAAGAGGAUGAUUCGUCUUUAGGCUUGGACCAUCAAGGAAUGGAGAGUACUCCAAGCUCCCAAUCGUCUGUAGGGGAGGAAGACGUGCGGGUGCUGACGUUGGCCGAACAAAUAAUUGCCGCACUACCAGAGAGAAUAAAGAGAGAGGGUGAUCCUUCGUCCCCCUCGCUGCCACCCUCGCCGCCAUCCUCAUUGACCCCGCUCGAGGAUGCUUUUAUGGAGCAAAUGCCACUCGACUCCGGCGAGCUUUUCGAUUCAUAUCGCGAAUGCGGAGGCGCGGCAUCAGUAUCCGACGUCGACGCGGAAGCAAGUCCGUCCAGUCCAUCUAGCAGCUGCUUGACACCCGACUCACCCUCGCCCCCGCCCACGACCGCCGACUUCUGCGAGUUCCUCCAGCUGCAGCUCCAACUGGAUGGCGGCAGCCACAGCCACAGUCAUCACCAGCAUCACCAUUCCCAUCAUCACCAUAAUCUGAAUCAUCACAGUCAAUACAAUGAUUACAAUGGUAACUGCGGUAACGAGCGAACUACCGACGGCGAAGCUGAUCUGAGUCGUCUGACGCUGUCCGAUCGCGAACAACGUGAGCUUUAUCACGCCGCCCGUAUGAUCCAAAAGGCUUAUCGCAAUUACAAGGGCCGUCAACGUCAAGAGGAAGCCGAACGACACGCUGCUGUACUUAUACAGCAGUACUACCGCCGACAUAAACAGUACGCUUAUUACAGACAAGCCACCAAAGCCGCACUGGUGAUUCAAAGCAACUAUCGUAGUUACCGUGCUCGUCCCGGAUCCACAAGCACACGACAGCAAUCUGUUCACCAGCAAGCUGCUCAUCAGGCUGCUAGGAAAAUUCAACAGUUUAUGCGACAAUCUAAGAUCAAUCUGUCGUGUGAUGAUUCACGACCGACUUCAGAACGCACGGGCCGCCGCAAACGCGAGCGGGAGGCAGCCAGUGGUCAUUUCACGGGCGGUUGCUGCCCCCCAAAGCUCGCACUCAUCUAGCCCAGGGGCCAGCCUAGCAGCCGGGAACCAAGAGGCAACAUAACAGCUACCAGUUCAACAAAUUCACAAACUUGUUCUACGACAACUAAAACUUCAACUCGUACAACUGACUGUCCAACUGAAUUCAGUGGCAAUCAUUCUCCUUCCAAGCAUCAUAAAGCUUAAAGCAAUUAUAUUUAAAAUUUAACUUUUAAAUAAAAAAAAAUAAAUAAAUAAAUAAAUACUUAAUUACUUAAAUAAAUAAAUGAAUAAUAUAACGGCUGGUUAAUGACAAGAGCAAUUUUUAAAAUUAAUUAAAUAAAUAAAUAAAUAAUUCCAUUUAUGGGAUUGCUUUAUUUUAACCGUCCCACGUCUCUCUGAGACGGUAAUUGCCGGUUUUUAAUUACGGAUAGCCUCUAUUUAUAUUUAUUCUACAUUACGUUAUUAAUUUAUUUCAUUAUUACUAUUAUUUAUUUACACUGUAAAAAAUUUACGGAGUGAAUGAUUUUUUAUUUCUUCCCGAAAGGGAGGUUUGGAAAAUAUUAUAGGUUGCCCUAGUGGAUCCUAAUUACGGUUAAUUAUCGUAUCUUACCGUAAAAUGCCGUAAAUUGCAGUAUUUCCGGUAAGAUACUGCAAUGCAACCGUAAAUUUGCGGUAAAAUAUCGCAGCAUUGUCGCAAAUUUUAGGGUAAAUUGCCGUAUUUUACGGUAAUUCUUCUGAGUGCCGUAAAUUACGGUAUUUUACAGCCAAAUGCCACAAUGUAACCACAAAUUUUAUGGUAAAUUGUCGUAAUUGUAGCAUAAGUUACCGCAAAAUGCCGUAUUUUACGGUAAUUCUUCUGAGUGCCGUAAAUUACGGUAUUUUACAGCCAAAUUCCACAAUGUAACCGCAAAUUUUAUGGUAAAUUGCCGUAAUUGUAGCAUAAGUUACCGUAAAAUGCCGUAUUUUACGGUAAUUCUUCUGAGUGCCGUAAAUUACGGUAUUUUACAGCCGAAUGCCACAAUGUAACCGCAAAUUUUAUGGUAAAUUGCCGUAAUUGUAGCAUAAGUUAACGCAAAAUACCGUAUUUUACGGUAAUUCUUCUGAGUGCCGUAAAUUACGGUAUUUUACGGCCAAAUGCUGCAAUUUAACCGCAAAUUUUAGGGUAAAUUGCUGUAAUUUAAGCGUAAAUUACCGAUUGUUACGGUAAUUUGCGGUAAUGGUUCUCUAUACCGUAAAUUACGGGAAUUUACCGUAAUUCGGAUUUGCUAGGGGGCCUUAAUUAUAAAAAAACCGAAGUUAAAAUCCGUAAUCACUCGUGAUUUUUUACUGUGUACGCUUAUUAUUAAAUAAAUGAAUAAAUAAACGCUUGGGUGCUUGUAAAUAAUUAAUAGUCUUCUUAAAAUAUUUCAAAUCUGCUUUAAAUGAAUAAAAAAAAAAUAAUAAUAAUGAAUAGUUACCAAUUAUUUACUUAUAUUUGGCACUGCCUCUUAAAAAACUUAUUAUUUAUAAUUAAUAAAUUUGGUUAAUUACGUUUGUAAAUAAUUUAAAAAUUGUGUAUUGUUUCAAUUAAGUAAUGAUACAUAUCAUUUAUUAAUUGUAUCAUAAUCUGUUGUUAAAAAAUUAUUUAUUAUUAAAUUGUUAAUAAUUGCGUCGAGACUGAGAGUAAUGAGAGGUAUCCACCGGCAUUAAAAUAAAAAAAAAAACAUAUAUUAAAAUUUUAAAAAUAAAAUAAAAUAAAAUUUCGAGACUGAAUUGUAUUGUGAGUAUUAACUCUCGGUGUAUACAAAAAAUAAUAAUAAUUAUUAUUUAAAAAACAAAGUAAAUGCGAUUGUUUAAGUUUGUUGUGUCGCUUGUGUAAUUUGUACUGAGACUUUUUUUUUUGUUAAGAAUUAGGUUAUGGUCCGGGCUAGAGGUUAUUUUUUUUCAAAACAAUGUGAAGAAAUUUUGAACAAAGUGUCAGUUUUAUUGUUUUCUCAAAGGGACUGAUGCUAAAAUAUUUAAAAAUUUAUGAUACUGAAGUUAGCAGACGUCUAAUAAUUUUUGGAUUUUUUUUAGACGAUAAACCAGAAGAAAAAAAAUAUUUGAAUAAAUUGCACCUGUAGUUUUUUCAAUUUUCUACAUGUGCAUAUUUUUAAUUUUUUUUUUCUUCAAAUUUAAUUGCUAAAAAAAAAAUCCAAAAAUUUUUAAUUGUUUGCUAACUUUAGGAUCAUAAAAAUUUUGAUUGUUAAAUUUUUUUUUUUUUUUUUAAAGAGAAAGUUAAUGAUUAAUAUAAAAAUUUGUAAUUAUUUGAACUAAAUUUUGGACAUUAUACGGAAAAAAUAUUCAAUUUAAACAUUUUUCAGUGAAACAAAAAAAAAUUAGACGCUAAUUUUUAAACUAUCGCUCAAAAUCUUAAGCAUUAAUGCAAAAUAUUGUCGUUAAAUUUUGAUUGAAGGCAUCAGUCCCUCCAGUACUUAAUUUGCGUAAUGAAUAUGAACAAAAAAACCAUUCCUAGUUGACGAAAAAAGGAUUGUGAUUUAUUAAAAAAAAAAAUAAUAUUUUUUUUAUGAUUUCUCAUGUCCCGGGUGCGCGAUUUAUUUGCGUGGAUGUUGAAAAAAUAAAUAAACGAGAUGGAAAAAUAUUUAAAGUCCCGAUGGGAUUUAAACGAAUGAGUCCAACGAAUUCGUUGAUAUUUAUGAUGAUGGAUGAUGAAUGAUUAUUAUGAACAAGAUGACGUUUUAAUGAGUGAUGAUGUUAUGUAAGAUGGCGUAAGCCAAUGAUUGUUAUAUUUAUCUAUCAAGAUACUGAGCUUUUCUGCUGUUGUAAAUUAUUGUUACUGUCAAUAUUAUUAUUUCAUUGUUAAUUAUUAUUUAUUUUUAAUUAUUGUAUAUAAUAAUAAUUAUUAUAAUAAUAAUAUUAAUAAUAAUAAUUAAGAGUUAAUUAAAAGUUUCUAAUUAUUGAGGUAAAAUUGUCGAAAUAUUUUUUUUUAGUCAAUCUAUUGUUACUUUUAAGUUUUUUUAUGAUUAAUUGGCAUUAAUCGAUUAAUAAAAUAAUUUUGGAUUAAUGAUUAAUGGACAAUUAAUCAGUCUUAUGGUUAAUAAAAUUGUCUAUUAAUGCGCUGUAAUUAAUAAUUAAUAAUUAAUGGAUGUUUUGAGUUAAUGAUUAAUUAAUAAAAAUUAAAAACUCAAUAAAUAAAACAGUAUUUAAUAUAAAAUUUUACCUCAAUAUAAAAUUGCAAUAAGCGUUAAUUAAAAAUUGUUCACUCGAUAUUUAAAUCUUCAAUCUAAAUAUUAUUUAUUAACUAUUUAAUUAUAAAUUAAUUAGAUGCUUUAUGUCGAUUCCGACGACUAAAUUUUUCUAGUAAAAAAAAAAAAAAAAUUUUUUAAAUACAAUGCUAUAUAAUGUGAUAAAUUAAAUAGUGAUCCAAGAAAGUAUUUAUCGUGCUCCGUUUACUUUAUUAACAAUAAAAAAAAAUAAGCGUUAAAAUUAAGUCAGUAAAUUUUUUUUUUUUUUUUUUUUUUGAAAACUGUUUCAACUAAAAAAUUUAUUUACGUGCAGAUUUGAUGAGAUGUAGACACGAAAGUUAAUAUUCUAAUUUAAAUUUUAUUAUUAUAUAUUUUAACAAGGAAGCACGUGAUAUAUAUAUAUUUUUUUUUUUUUUUUUUUUUUUUUUUCUUAAGUCUUUUCAUGCUUUCAAUGUACUACGGGUACUAUUAACUCGUAAUAAAAAAACUAAAUAAUAAUAAAUAACGAAAAGAAGGGAAACAAGAGAAGGAUAAGAAAAGAAUAAUGAAUUAAAAAAAAAAUAAUAAUAACAAUAAAUAAUUAAAAAGUUUAAAAUCGAUUUAGCACUUAAGCUCCCACGCUCAAUCCACGAUGUUCCCGCAAGCAUGGAACGUUACGGAACAAAAUAAUUUAAAAAUUUAAUUAUGACGUCAUACUCUUUGAUCGUCUUAUCAUAAUAAUAAUGAUAAUAAUGAUAAUUAUUAUUAUUAUUGUUAAUAUUAAAAUAAUAAAUGUAGAUAUCGAUUAUUAAAAGUUGUAUAGAUUAAUGCGAAACGCAUGAGGCAAAUAAAUAAAAUAAAUGAAUUAAUUGAUGAUUAAUUAAUGAUUAAUUAUAAAUAAUGAAAAAGUAAAAAUAACUAAAUGUAUACAUGAGUCAAUUCCAACGAGCAUUUUACAUGCCAUUAAGCUUAACGGAUUAAUUAGUAAUUAACGCGUGUGAGUAAUUAAUGAUUGUGUGAGGGUUAAUAGAAAAAAAUAAAUUAAUUAAUUGAUUAAUUAUAAUAAUAAUAAUAAUAAUAAUAAAAAAUUAAAUUUCUUCAAUCAUUGUUAUUUAAUUAAAUUAAUCCAUGCUAUCGAUUAUAAUAUUAAUUAAUAAAUUAAUCGAUAAUUAUUAUGAAUUAUAAAUUAUUAAUGAGAGAAAUAAUGAAUUAAUGAAUUCUUAUACAGACUUAUAUUAAUAUUUUUGCUUAUUCGAUAUUUAAUAAUCUAUUGAUAAUAGUUGAGCUAUUUAAUAGAAUUAUAAAUUUAAUAAAUUGUAAUUAAUAAAUUAAUUAUUAAAAUAAUGCCAUUUAAUAUUUCUUUUUGAUUUAAAUUUAUAAUAUUUAAAAGUUAUUAUUAAAUAUAUUAAAUUUUUAUAUCCAAGUCAAAAUAACCUCAGAUUUAUUUUAAAUUAUUAAUUAUUUUAUAUUUAUCUUCUGGAAAAAAUAAUAAGAUGAUCAUAUAUGAUCAUAUAUAUUAUUAUAUCUGAUACAAUUUUUAGUCUUAUAUAAGUAUGUGUUUCACAUAUGAUCAUAUAUUAAGCCAUUGACAAGGAUGCAGCUUUAUAUCUGAUCACAUAUGACCGUAUAUGAUCAUAUAUGGCUAUGCAUGAUCAUAAAUAAUUUAAUACUUGUACAGAUAUGAUCAGGUAUGUUAGUAAAAAAAAUUUAUCACCGAUAUAUAUGAUUAUAUCUGAUCACAUACAAAGUCGCUAUCGCAGUUGCCGCGUUAUAUCUGAUCAUAUAUGAUUAUAUCUGAUACAAUUUUUAGUCUUAUCUAAGUAUGUAUUUCAUAUAUGAUCAUAUAUUAAGUCAUUGGUAAGAAUGCAGUUUCGUAUCUGAUCAUAUGUGACCAUAUAUGAUCACAUAUGGUUAUACAUGAUCAUAAAUAAUUUAAUACUUGUAGAAAUAUGAUCAGAAACGCCAGUAAAAAAAUUAUCAUGAUCAUAUAUAGAUAUAUGAUUAUAUCUGAUUACAUAUAUUCAUAUCUGAUACUAUGUUUAGACGUAUAAAAAUAUUUGGUACGCAUAUGAUCAUAUACUAAGCCACUAGCACAGUUGUUGCGUUAUAUCUGAUCAUAUAUGAUAAUAUCUGCUAACGUUUUUAUCAUAAAUUACUUAAAGCCAGAUAAUAUUUGAGCAUAUAUGAUAAGAUAUAACAAUAUGAAAAAUUGAUUUUGAUCAUAUAAAAACAUAUAUGAUCAUAUCUGCUAUAUAUGAUCAUAUAUGAAAUCGCAGGUAUCAUGCAGCCUCAUAUGGUCAUAAAUUAUCAGAAAUGAUUAUUUUUUGUAUCUGAUCAGAUAUCGGUAGUCAUAUAUGAUCAUGUUUUAGUAUUUGAUUCCAGAUAUUGAUGAUUAAUUAAAAAUAAUGAUUUUUUAGAAAAAAUUAAUGAAUAAUAUUAAAGUCAGAACUAAAUAAUUUUAAAUAAAAGAAAAGACUUAAUAAUAAAUAGGACAUGUUUUAAUGAGGUUAUUUAACUUCCGGUUUAUUAAUAUAUAGUUAUCUCGACUAUUGUCAGAUAAAACUUGAACCUGAUAAAUUAAACUAAUUAAUAAAUUAAUAAUAACAAAAAAAAAUUAAUGCAGUAUUUUUUGAAGCACUUGGAUGUUGCUUUUAGUUUUUCUUGAUAAAUUUAAAAAUAAAUUUAUUAAUUAUAAUUAAUAAUAAAAUAUAUUAGUAAGAAGACGGAUAUUUAUUAAUUAAAACUUCAGCUGAUUAAUUAAAAAAAUGUUUUAAAAAACCAAAAAAAAAA